This is a messenger RNA of Trypanosoma rangeli, 702 nucleotides long. RefSeq lists its product as uncharacterized. The transcript has a single exon. The annotation marks the transcript as partial. Lineage: Eukaryota; Euglenozoa; Kinetoplastea; Trypanosomatida; Trypanosomatidae. The record is from RefSeq and is a predicted model, not a curated record.
CUUGACCUGCGGGCAAACGAGGAGCGUAUCAAGCUGCUGCUGCGGGACCAGGAGCAGCUGCAGAAAAAGUUAGCAGGGAAUGAGCCUCUGAGCCGCAUCAAUUUGAAGGAGGAGUACGACGCGCUGAAGAGCUUUGUGGACGGCUCUCUUAAGCCGCAGAUAUCGCGGCUGAAGCGGAUGAACGGGGAGAAGGAUCUUGACCUGCGGGCAAACGAGGAGCGUAUCAAGGAACUGUUGAAUGAAUGUGCUCAAAAAGGUGCACUAAGUGUUUCUAGGAGGCCCGGUGUUUCGAGCGUUGUGGUGGGAGGGGGUGAUGAGCGUCAGAUUCUUGUGAAUGCUUUGAUUGAUGCGGAAGAGAGUGCUCACAUACGCCAGUCUGACCUUUUGGCGUUUGUGGAUUUGUUGCAGAAUGCAGCCGAUCGAAAUGUUGUGGAGAAGGAGGAGCUGUUGUCUUUGUUAGAGAGUGUAAGAAGUGAACUUCGUAGUGUUUUGAAUGAAAGAGACAAGGCACUGUCUGAUGUAUUAUUUUUGCAAGGAGAGUGUGUUACCUUGCGAGAGCAGUUGUGUAGGAGGUUCCUUUCGCAGUUUCCUGUUGGCGAGCGAAAGCUUUUGGAGGCGUACCUUGUUGAGGUGCAGCGCAGACGGGAGGCGGAGAAUGGAUUGUAUCGUGGGCUCCACCAACGUGGAAGGGCAUUGCAGUGA